Molecule: messenger RNA, 3642 nt
Organism: Cutaneotrichosporon cavernicola
Lineage: Eukaryota; Fungi; Basidiomycota; Tremellomycetes; Trichosporonales; Trichosporonaceae
Exons: 10
Coding region: 1-3642 (1213 amino acids)
Biological process (GO): exocytosis; Golgi to plasma membrane transport
Cellular component (GO): exocyst; plasma membrane
Molecular function (GO): phosphatidylinositol-4,5-bisphosphate binding
Source: RefSeq, a predicted model, not a curated record
AUGGCGAGCUCAAGCUCGGAAGAUACGCGGGCCCUCAUCGUGCGCUCCCUGUUCUCGCGCAAGGCCGAUGACGGGACCCUCGAGGAGACGCUCGUGACGUAUCUCCGCGUCAAGGAGGACGACGGGCACGGCAGCUCCAAGACGCGCUACCUCUUCCUUGCGGUAACGCGCCUUGGCGAGUGCAUGCUGCACAAGGGCAAGAGUAACUCGAACGGGACGUUCUCGCGCGGUAAGACAUGGCGCCUCAGCGACAUGCGCGUCCUCGAGCAGAUCGGGCCGCGUGACUUUGCACUCACGAUGACGAUUAGACGUUAUCACUGGAGCAGCGACUCUUCGCGGGACCAGCACGCGUUUCUCGCCUCACUACUAAAGGCGUUCAGGAGCGUGACGGGCGGCUCGUUACCACAAGUCAUCAACUUUACGCCAGAAGGGCACAGUCACCAGGGCUCGACGUCGACGGUUAGCUCGGCCUCGCACCAGCCUCCGCCCGUGAGCAUCCGCGAGCGAUUGCCGCAGCGAGGCCAUCCGGCCAUGGCGAGUUCGGGAUCGCUGGUAUCUACAGCGUCGACACACGAGCGACCCGACCGCGACCUCGCCCCGCCGCGCAGGCAUGGUAGUGAGCGCAGCGGAUCCUUCUCGUCCAUCGACCAGCGGGCAGGCAGCGUGGCGGGCAGCGUGGUGAGCGACAGCGGGUUCCGCCAGCGCCUCGGUAGCUCCAGUGGUCGCGACCGCGACGCGCACGUCCGGCCAUCCCCUUCUCCCGCGCCACGAUAUGCGGAUAACCUUGGUUCUGGGCGGCCUCCUCCGCGCCGUGGGAACAGCGGUAACAAUGACGACCGGAUUCCGCCCCAGUCGCGCACUCGUCCUGCGCAAGCUCGCCGGCCGUCAGCUGCAAGCGAAACACCCGAGAUUCCGCCCGUCGCAGAGAUGGGCGACGACCCGUACGGUGGCAUUGCCAACGAGGUGCUUACAUCACCCCGGCACAAUGGACGCGCGCGUGAGAGCGUCGCUUCCCCCGAGCCGACGUACACCAUCCCAGCCGUGACCAUCGCCAACCCCGAUCCCGAACCUCCUGCUCCACCGACUGCUCGGCCGACAAUCACCACAACACCAACGUUGGUCACGAACGGUGAUAUCGCACAGUCUCCGGCCGGCAUCACCCCUACCACCGCGAACCUCACGGUCGUCGCACCCCCAGGAGGUCUCGCCCCGCCAGGGGCAACGCGCACUGAGGCCACCCCUCGUGAAGGGCGGAAGACCCCCGAGCCGAUGCAGCGCCGCGUGUCGUUCGUCCCGCCGCCACUCACGACCGCGUACUCGCGCGACGUGCUGCUCACCCAACGCACGGGCCUUCUAGGCGCCGAUAUCAUGAGCCAGGACGAGGAGGAGGCAGCGGAUGCAAUCAUGGCCAACGUCGAGGAACUGAUUGAGGGCUUUGACUGGACCGCGUCGGCUGUGGGAGGCGACAGUUCCCGCAAGGGACCUGAUGCGAUUGAGCAACGGCUGCUGGACGAGCUAGCUGCACUCGAGAAUGCGAACAUCCACGCGUUCCUCGAGUCCGACGACCGCGUCGACCAGGUGCUCGCGCAUAUCGACGAGGCACUGCGCGAGCUCGACGGCAUCGACGUGCAGCUGACCGAGUACCGGAUGCAGCUGAACGCCGUCACAGACGAUAUCGCGUACAUCGAGGGCCAGAACCGCGGUCUGCAAGUACAGACGUCGAACCAGCGUGCCCUACUCGACGAGGUACAACAGCUGCUCCAGAUCACCGACGUGCCGAAGGACGACCUCUCGCGCCUGCAACAGACGUCGCCGAGCACGUCGCAGGGCAUCAGCGAACUCGAGCAGUCAGCCGCGAGCCUCUACAAGGCGCUCAUGGCGUCGCGCGACACGGCAAAUGAAGUCGCUGCAACUGUCGCCCAUCUGGCUCAGUACGAGUCCGCAGCCGGCCAGUUCGCCCAGCGUAUGGUACAGUACCUCGACACGGCGUUCGACCACCAAUCCGAGACGACGUACGUCGAGACCCAGAAACGCCACAGCCUCGUGUUAGAACCGCACGUCGAGCUCGGCAAGGCACUCAUGGCUUACGAAGGAAUCGUGCUUUUCGUUAAGGACAUGGAUGAGGAGCGGUACAAGAAACUUUGCCUCAAUUAUAUCACGACUAUGAGCAAGUUACACCAGAAGGAGAUGCGGGGGUUGCUCAUGACCCUCAAGGGCCAGCUUAACUCGAUUACCAAAGGCCUAUCCGAUGUUUCCUUCGCGCAAGCUUCACAGUCAACUCAGAAACCUUCGGGCAUCUCAGCCACGGUAACGCGUUCGAAGACGCUGAAGCGCGGUGAGAUGGCCAAGACCGGGGACAAGAAGGCCGCGGAUGCCACCCGCAAGGUUGCGGACAUGUACGCCACGGGCGUCUCCGAGGUCGUCAAGCAGAUCGUGACCGAGGACGACUUCAUCGCGGCCUUCCUUCAUCUCGGCGACACCGAAUCAACCUUUGCCGACUACAUGGAGCUCGACACGUAUUUCCGCCGGCAGGCGUCGCGCCACGCUUCGCACGGGCUGUCGGCGAGCCUUACUCAGCUCACGCGCACCGUCAUGGAGCUCAUGUUUGGGUUCGUGGACGGAGAAAUGCGCCUCUGGGUCGACGCCAGUGUCGAAGGCAACCCGCCUGCGCUCGUUGGAAUCAUCGCAACGACCGAGCAGCUACAGGCCGAUGCGCAGAUUGAGGGAACGAGCAUGUUUGUCCAGCAGCUGUUCGACAAACAGCUGGGUCGGCAGCGCAAGGCGUUUGACGCGUUUGUGAACGACCAAGUCAAGAACAUUGAUGGCGCAAAGACGACAGUGCGGAAGCGGCGUGGGGUGUUUUACUUUGUUAGGCAUUUCCCCGUGUUCGUCGAGCGGAUCGAGUGCCAGCUGGACAGCAGUUACGACACCCUUGACAUUCGCAAGCGGGUCAACAACGCGUACGAACGCGUUGCGGCGAGCGUACUUGGCUCGCUCCAGCAUGUCUCAAAGGUUGUUGGCGCCGAACUGGGUGCAGGGUCGGGCGAGGGCAAGGGUCAGCUGUACUUUUAUGUGGUCAUGAUCGAGAACCUGCACAGUUUCGUCGACGAGGUGGCCCAGGUCAAGGCUUCCGCGUUGACCGUAUUCGUAAAGCGGGCCCGGGGCCUUUACGAAGAGAACAUGAAGGCAUACAUCAAGAUGAUGCUGCGUAGGGGCUUUAGCCGAUUGAUGGACUUCUUUGACGGGGUAGAGCGUCAGCUCAAAACGACUCCGCCUAACGAGGUUAACAUGCACUCGGCCUACUCGCGCAGUACCUUGAAGAAGGUUCUCAAGGACACGGGUUCCAAGGACAUGAAGAAGGCGAUCGAGGCUAUGGCGCGACGAGUUGACAAGCACUUCAACGACGAUGAGAGUGGGCCGGGCGGAGACUUGCACCACGGCCAUACCUCUGGCCCAGCAGACGCCGCCACGGCGGCCCUGAUGGCGAGCGUGUGGCGCGAGAUUACGGCGGCUCUAAGCGGCGAGAUUGGGCGGGCGCAGAAGCUCAUGGCGAGCUGCUACUCGACUUCGGGCCUAGCGCUCGAGUUUGGAACAAAGGAUGUAGAGGCCGUGUGCCAGCGCUCGUGGGGUACCCGUGGUUAG